Molecule: messenger RNA, 2062 nt
Organism: Rubroshorea leprosula
Lineage: Eukaryota; Viridiplantae; Streptophyta; Magnoliopsida; Malvales; Dipterocarpaceae
Source: the annotation of a GenBank genome assembly
AUAAAUAGGAAAAGAAGAUUGGGGAAAGAUGAAGCGAAAGGCAAAAGCAACCACUCUCAUUUUCAAACCACAAAGGGGGAAAGAGUUGAAAAAAACAACAACCACUCUCCUUUCCUGAAUUUGGACUCUGCUUUUGUAAAAUUCUAACGUAUUUUACUAACUCCCAUGUUCCAGGUCCAACCUCCCCUGCUAUGAAUUCAUGCAUCCUCAAAAAGAUUCUGGGGUGGAUCAAUUAUUAAAAUUUAAAGCCUUUCUUCCUCUCUCUUCCACUCGUUCUGUUCCAGUACAGUUUAGACAGUGAGUAAAAAAAAAGGGGGAAAAAAUUCUACUGGAAAUACUCAUUCAUAUGUUACCGUCAAAGACUGUCUGUAGGGGAAAUUUGGGGAAGAAGAAACUUGUAACCCAAGAAUGAAACUCAGAGAAAAAUGGGUAAUUGUGGUACUAGAGAGGAAUCUGCUGUUGUAAAUGCUCAAGUUCAACAGCUCCACUCGCCGGUGAAGGCAGCUCCAUCCUACAAGAAGCAGAACUAUAAUCGUACGGUGUCAGAUCUGAGCGAUCCUUCCACACCACGCAAUUUUGAGGACUCCAGGAAGAAUGCUGUGCUUUACACCCAUGUAAUUGCCUUCACUUUAUACGAGCUCGAGACGAUUACCAAGAGUUUCCGGUCCGAUUACAUUCUCGGGGAGGGUGGUUUUGGGACGGUGUAUAAGGGUUACAUAGAUGAGAAUGUGAGGGUUGGUCUCAAAUCUCUGCCUGUUGCGGUAAAGGUUCUUAACAAGGAAGGCCGUCAAGGCCACCGUGAAUGGCUUACGGAGGUCAACUUUCUUGGGCAACUUAGGCAUCCUAAUCUGGUUAAGUUGAUUGGAUAUUGCUGUGAGGAUGAUCACAGAUUACUUGUAUAUGAAUUUAUGUUCCGAGGAAGCCUUGAGAAUCAUCUUUUUCGAAAAGCAACUGUUCCAUUAUCUUGGGGCACAAGAAUGAUGAUUGCUCUGGGUGCUGCAAAAGGACUUGCUUUCCUUCAUAAUGCUGAAAGGCCAGUAAUAUACCGGGACUUCAAAACCUCUAACAUUUUAUUGGACUCUGACUAUACAGCCAAGCUUUCUGAUUUUGGGCUUGCAAAAGCUGGACCGCAAGGUGAUGAGACCCAUGUAUCUACUCGAGUAAUGGGCACCUAUGGUUAUGCUGCCCCUGAAUAUGUGAUGACUGGGCACCUUACUGCGAGAAGUGAUGUAUACAGCUUUGGAGUUGUUCUUUUGGAGCUACUGACAGGAAAGAAAUCUGUUGACAAGACAAGACCGAGCAAGGAACAGAACUUGGUGGAUUGGGCUCGACCAAAAUUGAAUGACAAGCGAAAACUAUUGCAAAUCAUUGACCCAAGAUUGGAGAGCCAAUACUCAGUAAAAGCAGCACAGAAAGCCUGCAGCUUGGCAUACUAUUGUCUGAGCCAAAAUCCCAAAGCAAGGCCCUUAAUGAGUGAUAUAGUUGAAACGUUGGAGCCUCUACAAUGCCCGAAUGAUGCUGCAAAUGAAGUCUCAUCAUUGUUGACCUCAACAAUGACAGGUACCAGUCCUGGUGCAUACGCAAUGGGGGGAGCCCCUGACUAUCGUAUGCGUCAAAGGUUUCCAAACAACGCCGGCCCUGGUUCUAUUUGUCGGUCUCCUAAUCCAAAUUGUUCCCCAGGUGGCCCUGCAGCAUGCAAAGUCAGAUGAGAGUGUUCCCUAUCUGUAUACAUUGGUGUGCCUUUUUUUUUUCCUUGAAACCGUUGAAAUGACAAAACUAUGCUUGUUAGAACUUAGAAACCCCCGUUGCCUUUGCUUCUCUGUACCUAAUGUGAAUGUAUUCCAGUUAGUGUGAACUAUGCUAUCCGUUCGAGCUUGUAUCACAUUGUGUUCUAGCUUUACACAUUCUCUGUUCUACAGGGGAAUUUUCCCCAGAAGAAAGCUGGGUUUCUGCUUUCGAUAAUGAUGAUGGUGAUGAUGAUUGGUUUCUGAACUGUCAGUUAAGGUACCACCACCAGGAGAAAGAAGGACCCAAGGCCAAUGACCCUCACAGUUUAUCUGAC